AUGUCCAACAAAUUCCCUGAGAUUGAUGUUCCUCAAUCCAAUGGUGAUGAUCUAGACCACUCGGAUUUCCUCUCUCGUGAAAAAGAGUUACUCGGAGAUGAAUUCAAAACGGACCAAGACAAAGUAUUGGAAGAGGACAGUGAUGAUGAAUUCAACGAGUUCAAAGAGCAAUUCCCAGAAGUUGAAGGAAGCGAAAGUGUGCAACAAGAGUUCAAAUCUACCGAGGAAGUUGACGAUGAAGAUGCAGAUGUUGCCCUUGCUGAUUAUGGAGCAACAGAAACAGUCAAAGAUUUAUCACAGUCCACCUCCAUAAAGGAAUGGAAACAACGCAGGGACUUGGAGAUUGAAGAGAGGGAAAAAGUCAAUGAGCAAAAGAAGAAGGACAUUUUAUCGAAAGCACAACAAACAAUUGAUGAUUUUUAUGAAAACUACAAUCUGAAAAAGGAGAAGCAUAUUGCUGAGGUUGAGAAGGAGCAAGAAGCAUUCUUGAAAAAAAGAGACGAGUUUUUGAAGCAUGGAACUUUGUGGGAUAGAGUGAACGAGUUGAUUGAUGCCGUUGGAGUACCCACUGUGGACUCAGAGGGUAAUGACAAGACAAGGUAUAGAAACUUUUUAAAGAAUUUAAAAGGCAAGGAAAAGGUACCGGGCGCAGGUGGAUAUCAAGAAUAA
Molecule: messenger RNA, 669 nt
Organism: Lodderomyces parapsilosis
Lineage: Eukaryota; Fungi; Ascomycota; Pichiomycetes; Serinales; Debaryomycetaceae
Product: clathrin light chain
Exons: 1
Coding region: 1-669 (222 amino acids)
Biological process (GO): intracellular protein transport; clathrin coat assembly; clathrin-dependent endocytosis
Cellular component (GO): clathrin coat of trans-Golgi network vesicle; plasma membrane; clathrin coat of coated pit
Molecular function (GO): structural molecule activity; clathrin heavy chain binding
Source: RefSeq, a predicted model, not a curated record